This is a messenger RNA of Salvelinus fontinalis (brook trout), 9160 nucleotides long. Its product is annotated as spectrin beta chain, non-erythrocytic 1-like. Gene Ontology annotation, molecular function: phospholipid binding; structural constituent of cytoskeleton; actin filament binding. Gene Ontology annotation, cellular component: cell projection; cell junction; cortical actin cytoskeleton. Gene Ontology annotation, biological process: actin cytoskeleton organization. Bases 641 to 7774 code for a protein of 2377 amino acids. The transcript has 38 exons. Lineage: Eukaryota; Metazoa; Chordata; Actinopteri; Salmoniformes; Salmonidae. The record is from RefSeq and is a predicted model, not a curated record.
UGCUAAUGCCCCAGCUUUCAGAGAGCAGCAGGCUCUGUUUACACAGCCUUCCGACAGCAGCCGGUUCUCCUGCUGUGCUGAGAACAAGGUGUGUGUGAGGCUGAAUGCGCGCUCAAAGUUAGGAGGAACCGCAGAGCCAGUGUGUGUUAGUGUGAAUGUGAAGAGAACCUGUGCUGCCCUAAAGGUUUCUACUUUGCUGAGAGGAGUGUGGCAAAGACUUCAGAACAAGAGGUGAAGAGAAGAGAACAUUUUGUUCUUAGUAAAUACAACUUUUCCACCCUUGCACAUGUUACUGCUUUUUCAGUGAAGAAGUGAGAGGGGGACGAAAACAAAGGAGGAAUAAUUUUUUGAAAGUGGAAGAUAGGAUGGCGUGUUCUGCCUUUACACUCUGGUAGAGAAGAAGGACUGGGAUUUUAGGAGGAAAAACUGUGUCUAUAAAAAGCUGGUUUGGGAUUUUACAGAAUUUUCUUCAACUGAAACCUAUAGAUUAUUGAGUGGAAUCUACGAGUAGAUAGCUAGCUCCUGUCCUGGGGACAGCCCUGCUGGCCUUGUGCUAUGCUGGAGAGCCCACUGGUGCAGGCACGCUGCAGAGCUCCAUACCCAAGGAGGUGAUUUAGGCUGAGAAAGGGAGAGCUCCAACAUGGAGCUGGACCACCAGAGAGCAAAGGAGCCCUGUCUCUCCCCGGCAGCGUUUGUUAACCAGGUGCAGUACUCCAACAUCCUGGAGGGGAGGUUUAAACAGCUGCAAGAUGAGCGUGAAGCAGUGCAGAAGAAGACCUUUACUAAGUGGGUGAACUCUCACCUGGGCCGUGUGACGUGCCGCAUCGGGGACCUGUACACUGACCUGAGAGAUGGACGCAUGCUCAUCCGCCUGCUGGAGGUGCUGUCAGGAGAACAGCUGCCGAAGCCCACUAAGGGGCGUAUGCGUAUCCACUGCCUGGAGAACGUGGACAAGGCCCUGCAGUUCCUCAAGGAGCAGAAGGUCCACCUGGAGAACAUGGGCUCCCACGACAUCGUGGACGGGAACCACCGCCUCACCCUGGGCCUCAUCUGGACCAUCAUCCUUCGCUUCCAGAUCCAGGACAUCAGUGUGGAGACUGAGGAUAACAAGGAGAAGAAGUCAGCCAAAGAGGCUCUGCUGCUCUGGUGCCAGAUGAAGACCGCUGGGUACCCCAACGUCAACGUUCACAACUUUACCACCAGCUGGAGAGAUGGCCUGGCGUUCAACGCCAUCGUGCACAAACACAGACCGGAUGUGAUUGAGUUUGACACCCUGAAGCGGUCCAAUGCCCACUAUAACCUCCAGAAUGCCUUCAACACAGCAGAGAAUAAGCUAGGCCUCACCAAACUCCUCGACCCAGAAGAUGUCAACGUUGACCAGCCAGAUGAGAAGUCCAUCAUCACCUAUGUGGCCACCUACUACCACUACUUCUCCAAGAUGAAGGCCCUAGCUGUGGAGGGCAAGAGGGUUGGCAAGGUGCUGGACUAUGCCAUUGAGGCUGACCAGCUGGUAGGGAACUAUGAGAGCCUGGCUUCAGAGCUGCUGCAGUGGAUUGAGCAGACCAUCCUCACUCUGAAUGACCGGCAGCUGGCCAACUCCCUAAACGGUGUGCAGAACCAGCUGCAGGCCUUCAACACCUACCGCACAGUGGAGAAACCCCCAAAGUUCACAGAGAAAGGCAACCUGGAGGUGCUGCUGUUCACCAUUCAGAGCAAGAUGAGAGCCAACAACCAGAAGGUGUACAUUCCCAGGGAGGGAAAGCUCAUCUCUGACAUCAACAAGGCGUGGGAGCGUCUGGAGAAGGCAGAGCACGAGCGGGAGCUGGCGCUGAGGAACGAGCUGAUUCGACAGGAGAAGCUGGAGAUGCUUGCUGCUCGCUUCGACCGCAAGGCCGCCAUGAGGGAAACCUGGCUGAGCGAGAACCAGCGGCUCGUCUCUCAGGACAACUUUGGCGUGGACCUGGGAGCGGUGGAGGCUGCCACGCGUAAACACGAGGCCAUCGAGACGGACAUCGGGGCGUACGGGGAGCGUGUGGCGGCCGUGGAGGCGGUGGCCAGGGAGCUGGAGGCAGAGAACUACCAUGACGUGCGUCGCGUGCUGGCGAGGAGGGACAACGUGCUGCGGCUGUGGGAGUAUCUGAAGGACCUGUUAGCCGCUCGCAGGGAGAGACUCCACGCACACCGAGACCUGCAGAGACUGCUGGAGGAGAUGAGAUACAUCAUGGACUGGAUGGGAGAGAUGAAGGGUCGUCUGCAGUCCCAGGACAGUGGGAAGCAUCUGCAUGAUGUGGAGGACCUGCUGCAGACUCACAACCUGGUGGAGGCAGACAUCUCAGCCCAGGCAGAGAGGGUCCGCGGGGUCCAGAGAGCUGCUCAGCGCUUCACCUCCGACCAACAGGUCUACAAGCCGUGUGAGCCGGCGCUGGUGGGAGAGAAGGUGUCUCUGCUGGGCCGGGCCUAUGAGGAGCUGGGCCAGCUGGCUGGUGAGCGGAGGGAGCGCCUGGAGGCCUCACGGCGCCUCUGGCAGUUCCUGUGGGAAAUGGGAGAAGAGGCGGCCUGGAUCAGAGAGCAGGAGCAGAUCCUGUCAGGAGGAGACUGUGGCCGCGACCUCACCUCCGCUCUGCACCUCCUCAGUAAGCAUGAGGCCUUCAGGGACGAGAUGGCAGCCCGCUACGGUCCUCUCGGCCACAGCAUUGCCGCCGGACAGACCCUGGUGGAGGAGGGACACUUUGGAGCCCCAGAGUGCACUGAGAGGAUCAGGGACGUACGUGCUCAGUGGGCACACCUGGAGGAGACGUCCCAGCUGAGGGAAGUGCAGCUGAAGGAGGCGGUGGCCCUGCACCAGUUCCAGACUGAUGCCAAUGACAUGGAGGCCUGGAUCUUGGAGACGCUGCGCCAGGUGUCCAGCCAGGAGGUGGGCCACGACGAGUUCUCCACCCAGACCCUAGCCCGCAAGCAGAGAGAGGUGGAGGAGGAGAUCCAGAGCCACCGCACCCUCAUCGACUCCCUGCAUGAGCAGGCCCUCAGCCUGCCCCCGGUCCAUGCAAACUCCCCUCAGGUGGAGGGGCGUCUGCCUGCUAUUGAGCAGCGCUAUGAGGAGCUGGAGUCUCUGUCUGCAUCGCGGCGUCAGGCCCUGGAGGGGGCCCUGGCCCUCUACCGCAUGUACAGCGAGGCGGGCGCCUGCCAGCUGUGGGUGGGGGAGAAGGAACAGUGGCUGGACGGCAUAAUGAUCCCCACCAAACUGGAAGACCUGGAGGUGGUGCAGCAGAGGUUCGAGACCCUGGAGCCUGAGAUGAACAACCUGGGGACUCGUAUCUCUGAUGUCAACCAGGUGGCCCUGCAGCUCCUGGGAUCAGACAACCGCAGCAAAGAGCAGAUCCACCAGACACAAGACCAGCUUAACAACAGGUGGAAGGAGUUCCAGCGUCUGGCGGACCAGAGGAAACAUGCCCUGGAGUCGGCCCUCAACAUCCAAAACUACCACCUGGAGUGUAACGAGAUCCAAAGCUGGAUGAGAGAGAAGACCAAGGUGAUCGAGUCCACCGAGAGCCUGGGCAAUGACCUGGCUGGUGUCAUGGCCCUGCAGCGCAAACUCACCGGCAUGGAGAGAGACCUGGAGGCCAUUCAGGGUAAGUUGGACGACCUGAGAAAUGAGGCAGAGAAGCUGGCUGAGGAGCACCCGGACCAGGCCGAGGAGAUCCAUGCCCACCUGGGGGGGAUCCAGGAGGUGUGGGAGGAGCUCAACGCCACCAUGAAGCGUCGUGAGGAGUCUCUGGGCGAAGCCAGUAAGCUGCAGGGAUUCCUCCGGGACCUGGAUGACUUCCAGUCCUGGCUUUCCCGCACGCAGACCGCUGUGGCGUCCGAGGACAUCCCCACCUCGCUGCCAGAGGCUGAGUGCCUGCUCUCCCAGCACGAGAGCAUCAAGAACGAAUGGGACAACUACAAGGAGGACUAUGAGAAGAUGCGGGCGGUGGGUGAUGAGGUGACCCAGGGCCAGACGGACGCCCAGUACAUGUUCCUGGCCCAGAGGCUGCAGGCGCUGGACACCGGCUGGCAAGAUCUGCGCCGCAUGUGGGAGAACCGCCACAGCCUGCUGGCCCAAGCUUUCGACUUCCAGACCUUCCUGAGAGACGUCAAGCAGGCUGAGGGCUUCCUCAACAGCCAGGAGUAUGUGCUGUCUCACACUGAGAUGCCCUCCAGCCUGCAGGGAGCAGAGGAGGCCAUCAAGAAGCACGAGGACUUCCUGACCACCAUGGAGGCCAGCGAGGAGAAGAUCACAGGCGUGGUGGAGGCUGGACGCCGCCUGGUCAACGACCUCAACGCCAACUCUGACAAGAUCCAGGAGAAGGCCGACUCCAUCCAGGAGAGACAUCAGAAGAAUAGGGAAGCUGCAAAUGAACUCCUCUCUAAACUGAAGGACAACCGUGAACUUCAGCACUUCCUGCAGGACGGACAGGAGCUGACUCUGUGGAUCAAUGAGAAGAUGCUGACAGCUCAGGACAUGUCGUAUGACGAGGCCAGGAACCUCCACAGCAAGUGGCAGAAACACCAGGCCUUCAUGGCUGAGCUGGCCUCCAACAAGGACUGGCUGGACAAGAUCGACAAGGAGGGCCAAGUGCUGGUGACAGAGAAGCCGGAGCUGCAGCCUGUUGUCCAACAGACUCUUGAAGGCCUGCAGAGCCAGUGGGAGGAGCUAGAGAGCACUACGCGCGCCAAGGCACAGUGCCUCUUCGAUGCCAACAGGGCGGAGCUUUUCACCCAGAGCUGCUCUGCCCUGGACAUUUGGCUGAAGAACCUGUCAGGACAGCUGCAGAGUGAUGACUUCGGAAAGGAUCUGACAUCCGUCAACAUCCUGCUCAAGAAGCACCAGAUGCUGGAGCACCAGAUGGAGGUGCGUGAGAAGGAGGUGCAGUCGCUGCAGUCCCAGGCGCUGGCGCUGUCCCAGGACGAUGCUGGUGUGGCGGUGGUGGAGGUGGACGGCCAGCAGAGGAGAGUCACUGACAGCUUCUCUCAGCUCCAGGACCCCCUCAACCAGAGGAGGCAGCAACUGCUGGCAUCCAAGGAGGCCCACCAGUUCAACAGAGACCUGGAGGAUGAGAUUCUGUGGGUGAAGGAGAGGAUGCCCCUGGCCACCUCCACAGACCAUGGCAAGGACCUGCCCAGUGUACAGCUGCUCAUCAAGAAGAACCAGACUUUGCAGAAGGAGAUCCAGGGCCACCAGCCCCGUAUUGAUGACAUCCAGACCCACCACCGGGGUAUGUCCCCAGGGAAGGAGGAGGUGGACGGGGAGUGGCAGUCUGCUCUGGAGCAACGUCUGGUGGAGCUCCGGGACUCCUGGGCCCAGCUCAUCGCUGAGACAGAUGAGCGCCACGCCCGGCUAGUGGAAGCUAACCGCGCCCAGCAGUUCUACACCGACGCUGCCGAGGCCGAGGCCUGGAUGGGAGAGCAGGAGCUACACAUGAUGUCAGAGGACAAGGCCAAGGAUGAGCAGAGUGCUCUAGUGAUGGUGAAGAAGCACCAGACAUUAGAACAGGCUCUGGAGGACUACGCCCAGACCAUCCACCAGCUGGCCAACAGCAGCCGCACCAUGAUGACUAGCGAACACCCAGAGAGUGAGCGUAUCAACCUACGGCAAGCCCAGGUGGACAAGCUGUACGCAGGGCUGAAGGACCUGGCUGAGGAGCGUCGUGGGCGUCUCCAGGAGAGGCUGAGGCUGACCCAGCUGAAGAGAGAGGUGGACGACCUGGAGCAGUGGAUCGCUGAGAGGGAGGUCGUGGCUGGAUCCCAUGAGCUGGGACAGGACUACGAACAUGUCACAAUGCUGCGGGACAAGUUCCGGGAGUUUGCUCGGGACACCAGCACCAUUGGCCAGGAGCGCGUGGAUGCCGUUAACGGUCAGGCCGAUGACCUCAUCGAGUCGGGUCACCCUGAAAACGCCAGCGUGGCAGAGUGGAAGGACGGUCUGAACGAGGCAUGGGCCGACCUGCUGGAGCUGAUCGACACGCGCACCCAGAUGCUGUCCGCCUCCUACGAGCUGCACCGCUUCCACCAGGACGCCCGCGAGGCCAUGGGGAGGGUCCGGGAGAAGAAGGAUGCGCUGCCCUCUGACCUGGGCCGUGACCUCAAUACCGUCCAGCACCUCCACCGACAGCACAAUGCCUAUGAGCACGACAUCCAGGCCCUCAGUGGACAGGUGAACCAGGUGCAGGACGACGCAGCGCGGCUGCAGAAGGCCUACGCUGGGGAGAAGGCUGAGGAGAUCCACCGGAGUGAGCACUCUGUCACUGAGGCCUGGGAGGGUCUGCUGGGGGCCGGCCAGGCUCGCCGACUCCUCCUGCUGGACACCGUGGAGAAGUUCCGCUUCUUCAACAUGGUGCGUGACCUCAUGCUGUGGAUGGACGGGGUCAACCUGCAGAUCGACGCCCAUGACAGCCCCAGGGACGUGUCCUCUGCAGGGCUGGUCAUAGCCAACCAUCAGGACAUCAAGUCCGAGAUCGAGACCCGGGCAGACAGCUUCACCGCCUGCAAUGAGAUGGGACACUCUCUCAUCAACAACAACCACUAUGCAGCUGAUGAGAUCCGGGAGAAACUGCACCAGCUCCAAGGCAAGAGGGACGAGAUCAACAACAAGUGGCAGGACAAGAUGGACCACCUUCAGAUAGUUCUGGAGGUGCUGCAGUUUGGCCGGGAUGCAUAUGUGGCAGAGACAUGGCUGGCAGGCCAGGAGCCCCUGGUGCGUGGGGCGGAGCUGGGCUCUAACGUGGACGAGGUGGAGAGCCUGAUCAAACGCCACGAGGCCUUUGAGAAGCUAGCCGCCGGCUGGGAGGAGCGCUUCACCCUGCUGGAGAAACUCACUACGCUAGAGGAGCAAGAGAUCCAGAGACAGAGAGAGGAGGAGGAGAGGGCGAGGCGACCCCCCACACCACCACCUACAGAAGUGGUGGCCCCAUCUGAGGCUGAAACGCAUGAUGCCAGGACCAGCCUGGACCAGACCACACUGAACCAGUCAGUAUCAGUAAACGGAAUCCACAGCGACCAGGACACCUCACAGUCUUUAUCAGUAUCAUCAGUGUCAGUGGGAAAGAAAGAGAAAUGUGAACCUGUCUCUAAACCUGUGUCUAAGCCAAAGCAUCCGCCGCGUGGUUCUGACUCUGACUCUGUGAAUGGUCCGGGGAGAGACAGCGGGCUUGCGUCUUCACGCCUGGACCCGUCUGCCACGCUACCCAGCAAGAGAGCUGACCCUGGCACAGAUGCCAUGGAGGGCAUGCUCUACCGCAAGCAGGAGAUGGAGUCCCACGCCAAGAAGGCAGCUAGCAGCUUCUCUCUCUCUUCCCAUAGGUCCUGGCAGAAUGUGUACUGUGUUCUGCGUAAGGGCAGCCUUGGCUUCUACAAGGACCAGAAGAGCGCCUCCAGUGGGAUCCCCUACCACGGAGAAGUCCCCAUCAGCCUGGGAGAGGCUGUGUGUGAGGUGGCACACGACUACAAGAAGAGGAAACACGUCUUCAAGUUACGGCUAGGGGACGGUAAGGAGUUCUUGUUCCAAGCUAAAGAUGAGACGGAGAUGGCCUCGUGGAUCCACUCCAUUCAUAGCGCCAUCCCAGCAGGGGGAUCAGGAGACCACUCCCCCGGAGGCCCCAGGGCCCUGAACCGAGCCAUGACUAUGCCCCCCAUCUCCCCCAGCUCAGCAGACGCUGCCGGGGUCACCAUGCGCAACAAGGAGGGCAAGGAGAGGGACCGGGAGAAGAGGUUCAGCUUCUUUGGAAAGAAGAAAUAAAACAUUUGUAAAACAACAAAAUCAAGGAAAAUUAUAUUCCUCAAAAUUCCAACAAACUGAAACAGGCAGAAAUGAAAGCACUCUUGUCGCAUAAACGCAUCGCUGUCGGUCGGGGUCCUGAGGGGUUUGUCUAAUUUCUGGCUCACACAGAGCUUGCUCUUUCUCGCUCUCUACUCUCUAUUUUCAUUUGUCAUCUCUUUCUCUUUUAUAUCUCUCUUGCCUUCUCCAUCUCUCACAUUUAGCUUCAUCCUACCAAUGUAAGCCCUUGUCCAUAGCUUUAGUUGCAUUUUCAGCCGAUACGCAGGGUUUGUUGAUCAGAGUCACUAAUAAGAACUCUCUUUGACCUCAUCAUCGGGGGAAACCAAGGGGUUUGUUGGGCGAGGAGAGGGCAGGGGGUGGUUAGCAUUAGCAGAACAGAGAGGCUAAGAGGACCCUCAAAGUCAAUUCUCUUUCAUUCACCCACACUGGAUAAAUUGUUGGUUUAAAUUAGUCCUGGCUCAAACAAUCUUUAGACAAGCAAAAUACUUUAAUGCUAUUUUACCAAUAACAGAGAAACUGUUGUAAAGAGUGCUGUCCCCUCUUCCAGUCUCUCCUUUUCUCUAUCGUGCUCCUUGGGAAGCCCCAUAUCUUUUCUUUUGGUAUUGGUGUUAUUAUAAUUAUUAUUUAUCUUUUUGCUGUUGCAGGUUUUGAGGGGGGGAAAUUGAAAUAAAUCAUUUAAAGAGUAUGUCAGUAGAUUUCUUGAGUCAUGUUGCAGAGCAAAACAAGAGUUUGAUCUACAGGACCAUGUUGGUCUUGUUCUUUUGUUGAGGAAAGACCGUUAUUGAGGUGUUUAAACAAAUUCAGCUCAGUAAAUUUUAGCAGUGUGCAGUAAGUGAUUUUCACCAGUGGGAAAUUAUAUAUAUUUAAAGUGGUUUUAUUUUAACUUGGAUCUUGCCUGUAUUUGAUUUUGUUCUUCUGAGGGAUUAUUUCUGAUUUUGAAUUUUGUUGUUUCUUUUCAAACCAGAGAGAGUUUGUAUUCUAGUAAGGGUGAGAGUGGGAGUUAUGGUGAUGUGGGUUUUGCAUGUGUGUGUUUUUUUUUUUGUUAUUCUAAAUCCGAAGCGUCCAGUUGGAUGCUGCUUUUCUGACUUAACAUACACACACACACUCACCAUAUAUAUAUACACACACACACACACUCACCAUAUAUACACACACACACACACACUCACCAUAUAUACACACACACACUCACCAUAUAUACACACACACAUGCACACACUCACCAUAUAUACACACACACGCUCAAAGAAGUUGUUGGGAUGGCUUUCUUUAAGGAUUCUUUUUUUGUUUUUUUUGUUUGAAUAUGUAGAUGACAAUGCUAAUUAAUUAAACAUUCCUCCUAGAUGA